GUGAAGUGCCGUAAAGUCCACUUUGGGAAUAUAAUUAAUAAUUUAGUAGUGUUUACAAAAUAACUGGAAAAAUGAAUUAUUACAGCUUUGCUAUUGUUUUUAUACUUCUUCAGCUGAAUUCAUUCCUAGAAGCUAAACCCAGCGGCAGUACAAUUAAAAUGCAUCCUAGAUGUGACAAACAAACCUACUGCAUGGACAAACCCGAUGACUACCCACAGGCAGAGUUCGAGGCGAUUUUAUCCAACUUGAAUAUAAAAGUCGUGAACGACAAAGAAAUUGGAAAACGAAUUGGACCGUCCCUAUUAUGUGACUCUCAGGAUUCGAUCAACCCAAUCUACCAAAUAGUUGAUGUGGACGGCAAUGUACGUUAUGUAGCGCAAAUUGACAACGUCUUCAUGCAAAAAUAUACCGUCCGCAAAUGCAGAAACCCUGAAGUAAAUCCAUUAUCAUUGAGCGGGAGCUUGGACUUGUCCAAGCUGACCUGCAAGGACAUUAUCGUGGCUCCCAGCUUCCUGGUCCUGUCUGAUGACCGGCAGAAACUUGAAGUGGUCUCCAUAAAACAGGGCAUCCCCAUGGGUUGUACCUGCAUAAUGCAGGAGUGAAUGUGCUUAAUUUCUUACUGAGUCAUACAAUGUAACGGACGGGAGAAAGUAAAUACAAAAAUUGUAACUGUGACCGAUUCAAACCCAUAACUCUUGGCAAGCUGAGUUUAUUGCUAUAAAAACAAAAAUAUUUUUAUAGCGGAGGGCCCCCUCAUCGGAGCGCUCUGUAUUUAUCCUACCACGUAAUGAAUACCUUCCGAUGAAAAUCUACGAUAACUGCAUCAGGUCCAUCAAAAAUAAAAAAGGAUUCCAUUGUACUCUGCUGCUCUUU
This is a messenger RNA of Pectinophora gossypiella (pink bollworm), 873 nucleotides long. RefSeq lists its product as uncharacterized. NCBI's taxonomy places the organism in Eukaryota, Metazoa, Arthropoda, Insecta, Lepidoptera, Gelechiidae. The transcript has 6 exons. The record is from RefSeq and is a predicted model, not a curated record. The coding region runs from base 72 to 602 and encodes 176 amino acids.